Messenger RNA from Boleophthalmus pectinirostris (great blue-spotted mudskipper), 3009 nucleotides. It is a transcript of the gene capn10, whose product is annotated as calpain 10. Gene Ontology annotation, biological process: proteolysis. The transcript has 13 exons. The coding region runs from base 308 to 2302 and encodes 664 amino acids. The record is from RefSeq and is a predicted model, not a curated record. NCBI's taxonomy places the organism in Eukaryota, Metazoa, Chordata, Actinopteri, Gobiiformes, Gobiidae. Gene Ontology annotation, molecular function: calcium-dependent cysteine-type endopeptidase activity. Gene Ontology annotation, cellular component: cytoplasm.
CAGAUGAGCGGAAAAGAUUUGAGGCAGCAGCAGAGAUGUGUUGUGAUGCCUUGAAGAAUACUCAUGCAACCCGCUGAAUAAUUUAUUUGAGGGUUCUCGUAAGACUAUCUAACGAGAUUGGCAACAUUACAAUGAGGAGAUCAUUAAUUGCAUUUAGCUAGUGUAAACAGAGUUAAAGCUUAGCUUAUGUUUUGAUGGAGGAGGACCUAUGCUAGACAAGAGGGAGUGUAACAUGGACGAGAUGGUGAUCCUAGCUGUUCAUCCACUGAUCUAGGGGCUCUCCGUGGGUGGGCUUAUUGAAGAAGCCAUGGAGAGAGGAGGGAAGGCUGCAGAUGAAGACGCGGGUUUGUUUGUGGACUCGGAAUUUCCUGCAGAUGACUCAGCCCUGUUGUCAGAUUGCUCCACUCCCAUCAUUAAACUGAAGGGCAAAGUCACCUGGAUGCGUCCCCAGGAGAUCUGCCAGUCACCAGAGUUAUUCCCUCAAGAUAUCAGCUUGGGUCAUGCAAAGCAAGGUUUAUUGGGAGACUGCUGGCUUCUUUGUGCCUGCACAGUCUUACUGCAAAACAAACAUUUACUAAACAAGGUGAUUCCGCCAGACCAACCUACAUGGGGAGACAGUGGAUACAAAGGAUUUUUUCAUUUUUGUUUUUGGCAGUAUGGUCACUGGAAAGAUGUUAUCAUUGAUGACCUCUUGCCAUGUAUUGACUUAAAACCAUGUUUUUCUCGGUGCCUUUCUCCAACUUCCUUUUGGGUAGCACUGUUGGAAAAAGCCUAUGCCAAGCUCUAUGGCUCUUAUGAGAGGCUUUGGGCAGGACAAGUAUCUGAGGCUUGGGUUGAUCUUACUGGUGGCCUGGCUGAGCACUGGAGUUUGGGUGCCAUUGGAACUGAAGAAGAGAAUGAUAAACAACAAGACACAGAUCUGGUCAGAAGAAGACCAGACCUUGUGAAGUUUGGGAAGGAUAACUGCAUACUUAGCUGCUCCAUUAACAGCAGGACAGCAGUUGAAGAGGCCAAUGAGCUUGGUCAGUAUCAUGCCCUAAUUGUUUUAGAGUGGCUAGAAGUGAGCACCGUGUCAGGAGACAAAGUCCAUCUUCUCCGGAUUAGAAAUCCGUGGGGCAGAUGCUCUUGGACUGGGUCCUGGGGUGAAGGUGGACAUAGUUGGAGUUCUCUUGAUCCUUUAUGUGCAGUGGAUUUGCAAGCAAGAAUUUCACAAGGGGAAUUCUGGUUGGAUGAGGAAGAGUUUGUAUAUAUGUUUGAUGAUGUUAUUGCAGGAUAUAAAGUUGAUGAGAAUGGACACCUUAUAAGCAUAUACUCAGGACACAUAUUACUACACCGUCACCAGCUGGCUGGUGAGUGGAUAAAGGGAUGCUCUGCUGGUGGUAGUAGGAACAGCAGUAGCUACAGCACCAAUCCAAAGUACUGGCUCAAAGUUAGAGAAAGAGGCGAGGUGUUGGUAGCACUCCUGCAGCAUAAAGAAAAUAAGAGGGUGGACAAAUCGGUACACAUGCUAUUUGAAGACCUCAGAAUGAAUAAGCACCAGCAUUACCAAGCUAUUGCCCUGCACAUUUGGAAGGUGGAGAAGAGGCGUUUUAAUUUGAGACGAGUGUUAAAUACAGCUCCAUUUGCUUCUACUCACUGCCAUGCUUAUGAUAGAGAAGUGGUCCUCCAUCAGGAGCUAGAGCCUGGAUACUACCUUAUGAUCCCCAGCACCUACCAGCCAGAAGCUGAGGCCCGAUUUCUCCUAAGGGUCUUCUCUUCUUCAUCCACUUCUCUCAGUACACUGAAAAGCACAGCACUGUCACUGCCAUUAACGCUCGGAGGAGAAUGGGACAAUAGUUACUUUCAGGGAGCUUGGGUCAAGGGAAGCACUGCAGGAGGAAGCAGGAAUUUCCAUUCUCACUGGUGUAACCCGCACUUCCUGUUCAGUGUGUGCAAUGACACCAUGCAGAUUCCAGGAGUCAAUAUCAGAAUCACAUUACAUCAAAAAAAACCUGAAAACAGUUUACAUCCAAUUGGCUUUCAUGUCUACAAGACCCAAGAUGGUAUACCUGAAGCCAAGUCUCAAAAAAAUAAUGAACCUGUAGCCAGCUGUAUUCCUCACUGCUACAACCAGGUUGUGGCCCUACCGUGCAGUCUUACUCCUGGAGUGUACACCAUUGUGCCGUCAACAUACGAGCCUGACUGUCCUGCCAACUUCACCAUCUGCAUAUCUCGUAGGGUACACAGGAAAGUGGUGAGAUGUCAAGAGACACUUGGAAAGGCCAUUCAAGAGAUAUCUUGUACGUCUUUGAUGCAGAAUUAGUGCCGACAGCUCCUCCAAUGAUGUCGGCUAACCUCACUAUGGCCUCUGGCACAGGAUGAAAGAACUAUAUCUUCAGUCCAUGUUUACCAGCCCAGCACUGUGUGCAUGUCUAUGUGUGCAUGUGUACCAUGAAUGUUGAGGAAUGCAAGCAAAAUUAGUGAGAAUGUAUGUCGGUACUCAUAGCCUCUUUAUCAAGAGUUUCUGAGGCUCUGGACUGUGGGCAGUCACACACUUAUCAGCCAUUAGGACAUCAGAGGCUGUCGGUGGGCUGGGCUGCUAAUGAGCUAUGACGGGACUGGCUGGUGUAAACAAACAGCCGCCAUUGAAGGGCCUGCUGCUGCUCUUGCCCAUUCACUCACUGGUGCGCUUUCUGGCCAAGAACAAAGUCCUCUCUUAUGAGAGGCACAGGGGGCAUGGGGCGACUGAUGGUCUCAAACAGGAGAGCCAACAAAACGACACCAUAACGUGCCAUACCAUGCCAAAGCAGUCCUCCCAUUUUCCUCUAUUCAUUAGGUUUAUAUACUGUUUUGUUGCAACAGCGGGGCCAUCAAUCUUACCCUUGUAAAGUAUAGAUCCAUGAGUUUACCUUACUGCCUAUAUUAGAACAGUGUUUUUGAAAAUGAUCCCUAAACCGAUUAUUUGAGUUUUUGUUAAUUAUAAUAUUUUGUAAUGUGUGGCUCUGAAUAAUAAUAAAACUCUGAACUUUC